Molecule: messenger RNA, 635 nt
Organism: Gracilinanus agilis (Agile Gracile Mouse Opossum)
Lineage: Eukaryota; Metazoa; Chordata; Mammalia; Didelphimorphia; Didelphidae
Product: excitatory amino acid transporter 2-like
Exons: 4
Biological process (GO): L-glutamate transmembrane transport
Cellular component (GO): plasma membrane
Molecular function (GO): glutamate:sodium symporter activity; neutral L-amino acid transmembrane transporter activity; L-glutamate transmembrane transporter activity
Source: RefSeq, a predicted model, not a curated record
GUGUCAUCCUGGGAGCAGUAUGUGGAGGUCUUCUUCGCUUGGCAUCUCCCAUCCACCCCGAUGUGGUCAUGUUAAUAGCAUUCCCAGGAGACAUUCUCAUGAGGAUGUUAAAAAUGCUCAUUCUCCCUUUAAUCAUCUCCAGCUUAAUCACAGGUCUCUCUGGCUUGGAUGCAAAAGCCAGUGGCCGAUUGGGCACACGAGCCAUGGUCUACUACAUGUCCACCACCAUCAUUGCAGCUGUCCUAGGGGUCAUUUUGGUCUUAGCCAUCCACCCAGGAAACCCUAAACUGAAGAAGCAGCUGGGGCCUGGCAAGAAGAAUGAUGAAGUGUCCAGCCUGGAUGCCUUCCUUGACCUUAUUCGAAACCUGUUCCCUGAAAACCUUGUCCAAGCAUGUUUCCAACAGAUCCAAACUGUGACCAAGAAAGUGAUAGCCAGCCCCAAGCCCAGUGAAGAAGGCAAUGCCACCAGCUCCAUCAUCUCCCUGCUGAACGACACCAAGACAGAGGCCCCAGAAGAAACCCAGCUGAUUAUUAAGAAAGGCUUAGAGUUCAAGGAUGGGAUGAAUGUCUUAGGUAUUUUGGGAAGGAUGUUGGCAUUUGGAGUUCCCCUGUACCGAUCUACACAUGGGCCCUAA